Messenger RNA from Diceros bicornis minor, 3310 nucleotides. It is a transcript of the gene TOR1B, whose product is annotated as torsin family 1 member B. Gene Ontology annotation, cellular component: nuclear envelope; endoplasmic reticulum; endoplasmic reticulum lumen. The record is from RefSeq and is a predicted model, not a curated record. Lineage: Eukaryota; Metazoa; Chordata; Mammalia; Perissodactyla; Rhinocerotidae. Bases 1 to 1011 code for a protein of 336 amino acids. The transcript is spliced from 5 exons. Gene Ontology annotation, biological process: nuclear membrane organization; protein localization to nucleus. Gene Ontology annotation, molecular function: ATP hydrolysis activity; ATP binding; kinesin binding.
AUGCGGCGGGCGGGGCGGCUGGGGGGCGUCGCGGCGCUGCGGCUGCUGCUGGCGGCUCACGCGGUGGCGGCGUUCGACCCCAUCAGCGCGAGCCUCGUCAUCGGCGCGGCGUCGGCGCUCACCGGCUACCUGUCCUACAAGGAGGUGUACUGCCGCUUCGCCGAGUGCUGCCGCGAGGAGCAGCCGCUCAACGCGUCGGCCCUCAAGUUGGAUCUGGAGGAGAGGCUGUUUGGGCAGCAUCUGGCCACAGAGGUGAUCCUCAAGGCGCUGACUGGCUUCCGGAACAACAAAAAUCCCAAGAAACCACUGACUCUUUCCUUGCACGGCUGGGCUGGCACGGGAAAGAAUUUUGUCAGCCAGAUUGUGGCUGAGAAUCUUCACUCAAAAGGCCUGAAGAGUAAAUUUGUCCACCUGUUUGUAUCGACUCUGCACUUCCCUCACCAGCAGCAGAUAAAACUGUACCAGGACCAGUUACAGAAGUGGAUUCGGGGUAACGUGAGUGCGUGUGCGAGCUCCCUGUUCAUAUUUGACGAGAUGGAUAAAUUGCACCCCGGGAUCAUCGAUGCAAUCAAGCCGUUUCUAGACUACUACGAGCAGGUUGAUGGCGUGUCUUACCGGAAAGCCAUCUUCAUCUUUCUCAGCAACGCAGGUGGGGACCUCAUCACUAAGACGGCCCUCGACUUUUGGCGUGCAGGAAGAAAGAGGGAAGAGAUUCAGCUGAAGGACCUGGAGCCUGUACUAUCUGUAGGAGUCUUCAAUAAUAAACAUAGUGGCCUGUGGCACAGCGGUCUGAUAGACAGAAACCUCAUCGAUUACUUUAUCCCCUUCCUGCCCCUGGAGUACGGACACGUGAAGAUGUGUGUGAGGGCAGAGAUGAGAGCCCGCGGUUCUGCCAUAGAUGAAGACAUUGUCACCAGGGUGGCAGAGGAAAUGACGUUUUUCCCCAAAGACGAGAAAAUCUACUCAGACAAGGGCUGCAAGACCGUGCAGUCACGGCUGGAUUUUUACUGAGCUCUUACCCAGGCAGGGUAAGAGGCAGCUGGGAGCUUAGCACGCCAGCAGCCUUGCUUUUCGGAAGCACUUUGAAGACCUCUUCAGGUCUUGCACAUUUGCACCUGUGGACUUUUGGGAUCUAGAAGUUUCUGAGUUGAUGUUUGAAAAGAUGCUAAUCUGUUGAGUACACCUGUAUUUUGCAACAUGGCAGCGAUCCGACUGUUAACUGCAGUGGAAGAUGAACUUGAAAAUCCCCCCACACUUACUGACCUUGACAGAAGUGCCUUGAAAACAGCCGUGGCGGGGAGCCCCACGACUGUUCCUGACCCCCGGGGACCCACACCUCAAGCUGCUGGUACAGCUGCAGGAGUUCCAGGGCCCUGCUGCAGGCCGGGGAGCAUUCGGUUUUUACCUGCUGAAAACCUUCUGCUCUCUUUUUCCUUACACAUAGAGUGUUCCCUGACUGGAAGUAUUUUCAGUUAAAACCAGUACUGUCAGGCACAGACAGUGUCCCGUGGGAACGUGGGCCUGCACGCUGAGCACUCCUAACCAGCCAACUGUCUGCGUGUGGGGUGGGGGCUCCGUCCGAGGCCUCCUCAGGGGACCAGGACACACGGGGCCUCUCAGUCUGUCCAUCACUCUGGCUGUGAUGACAGCCCUGGUCGUGGAGUUCCUUCGCUCAUCUCUCUCUCCAUAUCGAUGCAGCUUCCUUGUACCUCUUCUACUCCUGAACUUCAGUCACCACCCGAUUUCCCCCCUACCAUGCCAUCACUAGAGUCGAGUCAGCAUGAGACUGUUGGCUUUGAAUUUGAGUCCUUGGUUCCCAUGGUGCAAUGUUUGUCUGUUUUAGUUUAUACAGGAGUCAGCCUCUCACUUGACUCCACAGAACCGUCUGAAAUCCGUGGGGUGUGCUCAUUCUCCACGGAUGAUGCGUGCCCAGAAGGACUGGUCAGCUUGCAGAUUCUGCAUUGCCAAAAAAGUGGAAGUACUGGGGCCGGCCCCGUGGCUUAGCGGUAACGUGCGCGCGCUCCGCUACUGGCGGCCUGGGUUCGGAACCCGGGUGCGCACCGACGCACCGCUUCUCCAGCCAUGCUGUGGUGGCGUCCCACAUACAGCAACUAGAAGGAUGUGCAGCUAUGACAUACAACUAUCUACUGGGGCUUUGGGGAAAAAAAAAGGAGGAGAAUUGGCAAUAGAUGUUAGCUCAGAGCCAGUCUUCCUCAGCAAAAAGAGGAGGAUUAGCACGGAUGUUAGCUCAGGGCUCAUCUUCCUCACAAAAAAAAUUAAAAAAUAAAAUAAAAAUUUAAAAAGUGGAAGUAUUGUACACUAGAAAUGCUCAAGUUUUCAAGGAUAUGUAUUUUUUUUAUAAUGUUUUUACUUCUGAAUCUUAGAUAAUAGAAAUAUAGGAUGUUGCUUAUUUUAAAACAUGGGAAGGACACAAAAUGGAAUAAUUGCCUAUUCCUUUAUCAGGUACUCUUAAAACAAAUGGUCUGAAUUUUUAUAGUUAAAAGCAUGGUAAAUUAUGGUCACAAUUGUAGAUCACACAAGGUCAUUCUGAAGUUGUGGCUGGUCCUGGGUGUCAUCUGAGAAUGACACCCUAUGUGGCCGUGCCCGGCUGGACUGCCCUGGUCAUUGGAAAAUAUGACUUAGAUUCCAGCCAGCGUGAAUGGUUCUGCGUCGAUCUCAUAGUUGCAAUGCAGCUGCAGACAUGUAAUGAGAACAACGUGCGGCCUUUUUUGUACAGUCAUACGCCACUGAACGACAUUCCAGUCAACGCAAGACCGCAUAUACGACAGUCAUCAUAAGAUGAGUACCGUAAGCCUAGGGGUGUAGUAGGCUGUACCAUCUAGGUUUGUGUAAGGUCACUCCAUGAUGUUCACACAAGGACAAAAUCGCCUGUGACACAUUUCUCAGAACGUGUCCCCGUCGUUAAGUGACACAUGACUGUAUGAGAUGUGGUGGAAUAAAUAGUUUUAUGAUAUGGGAGCGCCUCAUAGAGGAUCACACUUAGUCUUUAAAAAUAAAAAAUGCCAAGAUGAGGCUUAAAAUUUUUAGUACGUAUCCUCAAAUUGGAGCUAAGUUCCAUUUCUUUUAUAACCCUUUGGGUGUGUGGUCAGGAGGAGACCACCUUUUCUCUGUUUACAAUGAUGCAAUAAACUCAACACGAGCUGGUCACCUUUGGACCUCUGUUACUAAUUUGUAACUUGAAAAGGCCACGGUUGACCAUGGCCCAGCCUCCCCCACCCCAUGAAAGAUGUAGGCAAGAGUUUGAAUUGACCUACUGAAUAUAAAAUAAUAAAGCGUAAAGUUUAUCAUG